Molecule: messenger RNA, 1021 nt
Organism: Eurytemora carolleeae
Lineage: Eukaryota; Metazoa; Arthropoda; Copepoda; Calanoida; Temoridae
Product: required for meiotic nuclear division protein 1 homolog
Exons: 4
Coding region: 16-999 (327 amino acids)
Biological process (GO): positive regulation of mitochondrial translation
Source: RefSeq, a predicted model, not a curated record
CUCCUGUUUUUUGAGAUGGUGUCCUAUCACGAGAAUUCUAAAUUAUAUCUGUACUCGACUAGGUUUAAAGCGAGGUCAGGAAAGAAGAAAACAACUCCUGGUAAGGAUGAAUGGAGUGUUGUCGGAUACUCUGCUGCAAACUCAUUCGACAUGUUUGGGUUGCAAGAAGGUUUACAGCGUCAAUUAAUAUACUCCGAGAUAAGCCUAAUUGAUGAACUUUAUGGGAACUGUCUCUACGUCACAAAUAAAUACAAAUCAGACUUAGAGGAACAAAACAAGGAAAUAUUUUUCUUCAAAGACGGAAAUGUUGUUUUCUGGAAUGUUCCUGAACUGGAGAGAAACAAUGUACUAAAGUUUCUGAUGAACUACUCCGUGGAAGGGUACGAGGAGGAUCUCAUCUACGAGGAGUCCGAGAUGAUGAACUAUACUCCGACUCUGAAUGAGAAUGCGUACCUGGAGAAGGGGAUAAUCUACGUGAACCCCGAUUCUCCGUCCUACGUUCUCGCAAAAUAUACUUUCUCGGACGCAAUUGCAGCCAGUGUUAAACUGGGAGCUUGGGAAGCAUCUUUAGAAACUAUAAUCGACUCUAUCGAGCAUAUAUCCGAGGACCUCAAGAAGAACGCCAACGUGAAAAUGACGCGCCAUGAGGUCUUGCAGAAAACCGGGGAAAUUUUAGCCUUACGUCACGUGAUCAACCUUUCCAGUGACUUGCUGGACACUCCUGACUUCUACUGGGACCGGGAGGGGUUGGAAAAUCUUUACAUGGCCACCUGCUCCCAUCUAGCGGUGGCUAAACGUACUAAAAUAGUGAAUGAGAAGUUAAGUCAUUGCCUCGAGCUAAUGGAGCUUAUCUCCACCCACCUGAGUAAUGAGCACGGGUCCAGGCUGGAGUGGAUUAUUAUCGUCCUCAUUGCCAUUGAGAUUGGGUUCGAAGUGCUUCAUCUAGUAGAGCGGAAAUACGGAGGAUUUUCUUUUUUUGGAUCUCAGUCCGAUCAUUAAAAAUAUAUAUUUAUCAAUUUCA